AUGCGGUGCGACGGUAAAGUGAUUUUUUUGCCUUUGACGGGCCUCCUUCACUGGAGAGAAGGGGUGGAUUACGCCUCACGCCUUUUUGCGGGGGGUGGAAAACGGCUUGGAGUUGACAUUUUUUAUUUUAUUUUUAUUUUUCCCUUCUUUUCUGUCCAUUUCUCUCCCUAUUUCCACAUUUGUUUGCAUACAUUACUGUCUGACAUGCACGCAACCAAACGCUCAAAGGUGGGUGGGGGGGAAAAGGGAAGCCCAACAAGGCGGGAAGCAAAAGAAGAAAAGAAGAAAAGGAAAAAAACAGCAGGGAAGGAAGGAGCGAAGUCAAACAAAAGGGACUGGGCGGACGGUGUGUUGCUUGAAUAUUUUUGUGACACUUUUUCACGUUGUGUGUCGCUCUUGCAGAUCUCUGUCCGAAUGGAUACGACGCUUUACAGUGAGGUGAAUCGUCUCGAACGCGGUGACUUUCUUUUUUUUCACUGUGUGCAGCUCUCACAACACGAGCGUGACGUGCAGCGGUACUUCUUUGGAUGCUACUUUCCGCGCUGGCGUGGGUUCUACCUGGAGGAGGUGAGGGAUAUGCCAGGCCCUCUAGGCUACAAGGUGCAGCGACACUUUCCUGCCUAUCCCUUUGACGUGUAUCUGAAGGACAAUGGUGAACACUUUCUCACGGAUGACUUCCAGGAGGGUUCUAUAUUCACUUUGGGAGCCUCGCAAAAUCAGCGUGACGGCGAGUCGAAGCGAUAUAAAGUAGUGCACUGCGACGAUAGUCGUCUGCGCACGCGCACGGGCACGACUCUUGCAGACAUUGGCAAUGACAUCACGACGAAGUUGAAUCAAACACACCGUGUCCCUGGCGAGGUGAUAGAUCUCCUGCGUGAGAUUAGAGAUGCGUAUGUUGUGUAUGCCGGCAAUGGCAUUCCUGAGAUUGGUAUCAAGGCAAUGGGACGUCACUUUCGCCACGUCAGCGAGGAUGGAAAGCGGUGGAUGUCGUUGGAGAACAUUGGAAAGCUUGUUCGUGACUCUCGUGCCUUUUCCACCACAUUGUCAUUUGAGGACACGCAGAAGACGAAUUCCACGAUUAGCAAUAAUGCAAGGAGCAUUCAUGAAGCCUUUCCGCAGAAUGAAGAAGGCUGCAUUGACUAUGAUUUAUUCAUGGACUACGUUCGUGGGCCGAUGAGCCAAAAACGGAAGGAUGCCGUCUGGGAAAUAUUCCGCAAGCUUGACUUUGAUGGAGACGGCUACCUCAACAUCUUAGACAUUCAGGCCCGCUACAAUGCGCAGCAGCACCCUGUGGUGGCGGUGGAGAGACUCUUUUCCGCGGACAAACUGCUUAAGGGCUUCCUCACCGUUUGGGAUGAGAACAAACAAUACGGGUUGAUCCCAUACGCCGAGUUUAUCGACUACUACAACGGCGUCAGCGCGGUAAUUGCGGACGACUACAUCUUUUUUGAUAUUCUCCGGAAUCAAUGGAAGGUCAUGCGUGACUGGGGAGGGACGGUGGGGACGAGGAGAGGGAAGAGUGAGGUUUCGACGAUGUAA
Trypanosoma cruzi is the source of this 1539-nucleotide messenger RNA. RefSeq names its product calcium-binding protein, putative. The transcript has a single exon. Bases 1 to 1539 code for a protein of 512 amino acids. Gene Ontology annotation, molecular function: calcium ion binding. NCBI's taxonomy places the organism in Eukaryota, Euglenozoa, Kinetoplastea, Trypanosomatida, Trypanosomatidae. The record is from RefSeq and is a predicted model, not a curated record.